AAGAGUUACGGGGACUGGAUGCUCUUCACUGCUGGACAGUUGAAAAAUCGAACAAAACGUUUUUGUCAUGUUCAUCAAGUUCUAAUUGAAAAAGUGGUCGGAGCGCAUUGACACGAUGGUCUGGUCAUGGACUUCAAGCACACUUGCCUUUCUGUGGAUACAGAUAGAGAGUCUUGAUAUCGAGUACUGGAAAUGGGUUGGCUGGUUGAUAUACCCCGUGAUUCUGUCAUUCCUCUUGCCCCUGAUUAUACCCAUAUUCCUGUACUGCUGUGCAAUAUUCCUGCAUGUGUACCAGUACCGGCAACGACUACAUGAAGCCUAUGUCCACGACUUCUGGGAUGGGGCGAAGAAAACUGUGGCUGUGUUUUGGGAGGCGCAGGGAAGAAUUUGGCAUGGCUACGAGGCAGUUGGAUUGGAGCGUAUUCCAGAUGAAGGUCCGGCCAUGAUCAUAUACUACCAUGGAGCCCUGCCGAUAGACUUCUACUAUGUGAUGGCCAAAUGCCUCCUACAGAAACAGAGACAGAUACACGCCAUUGGGGAUAACUUUCUCUUCAGUAUUCCAGGGUUUCGACUGAUGAUGGAGGUUUUCUGUAUCAGCCCAGGGACCAUACACACGUGUGCAGACAUUCUCAAGGACGGACAUAUCCUAGGCAUUGCUCCAGGAGGGGUGAGAGAGGCUUUGUUCGGAGACGAGUAUUACAAGGUGCUAUGGGGGAACAGAUAUGGAUUUGCCAAAGUAGCUCUAAAUACUAAAGUGCCAGUCAUUCCAAUGUUUACCAAAAAUAUACGAGAAAGUUUCCGCACUCCGGGUUGGGGUAGAAGUUCUUUACGAUGGGUGUAUGAGAAAUGCCGACUGCCUAUAGUUCCUAUCUAUGGGCUUUUUCCAGUCAAAAUGACCACAUAUUUUGGACCACCAAUUUAUCCAGAAGAAGGCAUGACUGCUGAAGAUUUAGCCCAAAAGGUGCAAGCGGGUAUCGAGUCACUGAUCAAGGAGCACCAGAUUGUGCCAGGUAACAUCCUGCGGGCCCUCGGAGAGAGGGUUGUUGGAGAUGCCUUCAGUUGAGGUUGUGUCAGUAUCCGGCAAUGCUUAUCAGGUGUGCAGUGAAGUCAAUAUGAGAUCUUCGGUUCUUACGGAUAUCAUUAAAAGAAGAAAACUUUUCUUUUCUCAAUGAUGUUAGUCUUGUUCUUUGGUUUUCAGUCAUAUUGAUAUAGGAUUGCUUCUGAGGGAUGUUUUUGAUAUAACGAUUUUUCUGUGCAAUGUAAUAUUGGUUUUCAGUGUUGGUUUUGUAGCUUUUGUUGUUUAAAAUUUAUUUUUAAUGGAAUUAUCAAGCAAGAUAUUUAUUUAACAUUAAUUUCAAGGGAUUAAUAUAUUUUGCCAUCUUAAAAACUGAUUGUUGAUUAAUUCUAUGAAGUUUAUGCAAUUUGUCCCAAUUCAACAUUUACUAAAUAUGAGCGAUUAUUCUUAUGGAACUGAUUUGAAUCAUUUUGAGAUGCAACUAAUGUGAAUAUUAUUGUAUACAACCACAGCCAUGAUAUAUAAAAGAAUUUAAAAAUGAACAAAUCUAGUCUAUUUUGCCAUUAACCAUUAGUACAGAUAAUGCAUUUAUGUAUAAAAUUAUCUUAAACAUACCAGUAGCUGGUAAAUAUUGCAUACCAGUAGCUGGUAAAUAUUAAAAACCUGAAGCUGGUUCAUAUUGCAUACCAGUAGCUGGUAAAUAUUGCAUACUAGUAGCUGGUAAAUAUUGCAUACCAGUAGCUGGUAAAUAUUGCAUACCAGUAGCUUGUAAAUAUUGCUUACCAGUAGCUGGUAAAUAUUGCAUACCAGUAGCUGGUAAAUAUUGCAUACUAGUAGCUGGUAAAUAUUGCAUUCCAGUAGCUGGUAAAUAUUACAUACCAGUAGCUGGUAAAUAUUGCAUACCAGUUGCUGGUAAAUAUUGCAUACCAGUUGCUGGUAAAUAUUGUAUUUAAUUGUAACAUAGUGGGUCCUGUAUUGAGUAUUGUAUAACACAUCCCAGAUGCUUUAAAUAAAAUUUAUAGUGCUGUAAAAAGUACACAGCAAUAAUUUGUCACCUUAGUGCAAGAAUUCAAUAUCUGCUUCUAUUUCUAUAUGCAGUUAUUGAGUUUUUGCACGAAGGUGACAAAUUGGUUAAAGGAAGGAUAAUCAUGUAAAAGACCAGAGAAGUGUAAUGGAUAAAAAAAACUUACUAUAGAAAUACUACAAAUGAAUAUUGUUUCAUUUGACUUUUCUUAUGUAUAAUUAUUUUCAUUGGUAGGAGUCGACAAGCAGUCGAUAUCAUUAAUGGCGGUGCUUUGUCAGUAACAAAGACAACUUAAAUCAUUUUAUAUGUUACAAUUUUAUUUGGAGGUUUGCAUGAAAAUUAAUUGUUUGACAGAUUUAAACAAUUUUCAUACAGACCUCCAAAUAAAAAAUAACCUGCUGUGUAUACAUUAUGUAUCAUACAUGUAAUGGUAUGAAAAUGAGCGAAUCUUGGCUUUUGGUUUAAGACAUCAUAGUAUUUAGGUAUCAACUUAUAAUAGUUUCAUUUUUGUAAAUCAUGUGCUAGUAUAUACUUAUAGUUCAUUCCUCCGAAAGUCUUUCAGGGUUUAAUACGGAUCAAUAUUUGUGUCCAUUAAUCAUGUUAUUUGUAUAUGGUAACUUCUGUUUGUUUUCUAUUUAUGUGUAUCCGAAUCCAUUGUUUGACAUCUUAUUUGUUAGCAAAGUUGAUUAUUAAGAAUUUGUUAUUUAAUGACUUUAUUUAAUUUUCUUAUUAAUUUGAAGGAUUGAGGUUUUGUUAUGAAUCCUAAUGAUAAAUAUUCAUCACUGUUUAUGCUCCA
This is a messenger RNA of Mya arenaria, 2835 nucleotides long. Its product is annotated as transmembrane protein 68-like. The record is from RefSeq and is a predicted model, not a curated record. The coding region runs from base 116 to 1063 and encodes 315 amino acids. Gene Ontology annotation, molecular function: acyltransferase activity. The transcript is spliced from 10 exons. Lineage: Eukaryota; Metazoa; Mollusca; Bivalvia; Myida; Myidae. Gene Ontology annotation, cellular component: membrane.